UUUACCACGGAAACAUAUGACGUCACUACAUGUUGUGUAAAAAUGGCCGCUAUUGUACAGCAGCCGAUACGGAGGCAUUUGUGGACAAAGUGAUGUUUCCUUGUAAUUUAAUGGUGUAAAGAUAUUCGCCUGGUGGCUACACGGAGACGUCUCGUUGAGUGGAGAAAAUGAAAGUCUCACCUAUUGGAUUCCUGUUUGGGGUUGGCUGUGGAGUGUUUAUUCUUUUUAUCUAUGACACGCUGCAUCAAGUCGCUGAACAAAAUGAUAGUACCACUAACCAUCUCAAGGCGACCUUCCCACAAAGACAGCAUCGAGUCACUGAACAGAAUGAUAGUACCACUAACCAUCUCAAGCACCGAAAAUCAAAUUGGAUGUUGCAUGCAGAAAGAAACAUGGAUGGACCACUCAAGGAUCUUCGCCAGCAAGGACAGGUUAUUCUACCGGAGAAAGGUGUAAUAGAGAAAAUGUCCGUCAGUGAAGCAUCCAAAACGUACCACAGUUACCUUGACAACAUUGAUAUGUUGUGCAAGCGGAAGCUGCGCAUGGGCAAACUCGGAGACGGAGGCUGGGAGAUAUGUGAUGACGCAGAAUACCGACCAGUAAAGCCUUGCAUUGUGUACUCCUUUGGAAUCAACAACGAUUUUUCUUUUGACGAUGAAACGGCCAAAAACUAUGAGUGUGACGUCUUUUCCUUUGAUCCGAGUAUGACACAGAAAAGUUACCAGAGGUCACCACGGGUGCGGUUUUUAAGUUUAGGUAUUGACGGAAAGGACUACAAGAAGGGUUCCUGGGAUCUUCAUACAUUGACCAGUUUCAAGAAAAUGUUGAACCACACAGGGAGAUUCAUUGAUGUUCUUAAGAUGGACGUUGAAAUGUCAGAAUGGCCAGCUCUGCCCAACAUGAUCUCAUCAGGCGAACUGUCUAAAGUCCGACAGCUUCUUGUGGAGUACCACGGAAUUACUGACCUUAAGAAAGACUGCCGUUAUAAACUGAACAUUUUGAAAGAUAUCCAUGAUAAAGGAUUUAGGAAGUUUGAUGUCCACAAAAAUCAUUUUUGUGGAUUUAACCAUGCGUUAUUUCCUGUCACAAGGUCAGGCUGCCAUGAGAUCCAUUAUGUGAAUAUCAACAUACAGUCAAUGCCAUAUUUGAUAAUUUUCAGACCAACAUUUCAAAGUCUGCCGCCACUGCAAAAUUUCCGGAUCGCCGUCAUAUCGCUGAGUGCAGCGUGAACAACCAACAAACAAACAAAUCAAAAUUUAAACUCUCUCGUUUUUUUGUUCCAUGUAUUGCUCUAAGCCGAUACCUUCAGAUCAGUAUAACAGGACAUCCUUAAUCUACAUGUAUGUCUGUCGCUGUAUACCUACAUUCACUAUGCGUUCAUACUACGUCAAACUUAUUAAAAUCAGACCUCAGUUCUCGCCACCGCUAAACAGACAUCUCAGGACAUCCCAUUACGGGUCACGUCAGAACGACCUUCAUCCGAACAAUCAGUGCUUCGCUUACCAGAUUAUGAAAGUGACAGUCGGAAUGUGAUUUCUGAUCAUGCAGCCUCGAAAACUUCAACUCCGACCGAUAGCUCCGGGGUUAACGACUGUAUCCAUACAAUCUAGACCAUCUAUUAGCCAUUCCAGAAUGUUCUUUCGUUCAGGUUUCAACUUUGAAAUCGAGAAUUUGUCAAAAUAUGUUUCGAAGCGUAGUCGUCAAUUUGAAAUUAGUGCCGUAAAGCACGAGAAAGCUGCCUUCUGAUUGGUCAUUCAAUUGGUCGGUCAAAGUUCGCGCAAGCUAGGCCUGACGUGACCCGUAAUGGGAUGUCCUCAGAUCUUUGUUUAGCGGUAGUGAGAACCAGGAUCUGAUUUGAAUGAGAUCAGUACAACGUCAAUAAGCAAACAACGUAAGCCUAUAAUAAAGCAUGGGACUUACGAUCAUGUUAGCACUAAGAUCGUUUUGUGCAAGCGGACCCAGGUGUUCGCGAAAAGGUGAGCGUAUUCAAUCCCACCUGCCCUCAAGCAAGGUUAUCAGUCUGUAGGUCAUAUAAUCACAGAUGUCAACAUAUGUGUUUAUUCAUAAUACCGAGAGGCCAUAGGCCUAUAGUACGUGUUAGUGAGUGAGUGAGUGAGUUUGGUUUAACGCCGCUUUUAACAGUAUU
Molecule: messenger RNA, 2146 nt
Organism: Haliotis rufescens (red abalone)
Lineage: Eukaryota; Metazoa; Mollusca; Gastropoda; Lepetellida; Haliotidae
Product: probable methyltransferase-like protein 24
Exons: 10
Coding region: 168-1229 (353 amino acids)
Source: RefSeq, a predicted model, not a curated record